AUGCCUCCGUCAAGUGGGCACCUGCUGCUCCCCAAGCUAUGGAGAGCAGCUAGGUUCGCCUACGCGAAGGCGUACAAUGCCGUAAGGGCAAAAAUCUCAGAACCUGCUCAGCAGGUUUCACUUCGUGUUCAGCCCGCAUAUGCGCGGAUUACCCCCCGACAGCCCAUCAAUCGAGCUGCUGCCAUCCGUCAAGCCCGCGGUCGCCACUUCUCCACCCGCGCAACCGGCUCGUUUACUUCAUACUUCAAAGCGGCCGUCCAGGGCGACAAGGCGGCUUAUAGAUCGUCACGCAUUGCCGGAAAUGUCAGCCGGCUCACCAACCGGGCACCAUUCGCCUCUGCUCUCCGUCCGAACCUUACUGGAGGCACCCUCGGUCGUACAGCUGGAGGUUAUGCGGUCGGUGCAGGGCGCAUUGGAGGUGCUCGAUACUUCUCACAUGGUCCUGCCGCACCUGCUCAGGUUAUAAACAAUGUUUCUGUGGGUGUGCGAGCCUUCUUCCUCUCUGGACAGAAGGCUCGAUUCGAUGGAAUUGAUCCCAUCACCGGAAACAAGAAGUUCAAGGCUGUGACCGUGCUUCAGGAUGAAGCCGAGCGGAAGAUGGCUGCCAUUCCUCGCGCAGCCCCUGGCUCGUUCAUUGACUUCAAGAUCUCCCCUACCAUCACUGCCUUUGGCCUCCAGAAGAAAUUUGCACCUGCGGGUGCUGAGUCGGAGACGCUUAACUCCGAAGGCCUUCUAGACUUCCUGUCCGCCGAUUUUGCUCGUGCCCUCAAGGACCUGGCUGCUAUCCUCAGUGACCUCAAGCGUCUAGCUACACUAGGUGACUUACCCAUCUUACUUGAGGAUAGAUCAACCAUCAGAGUUAGAUUCCCGGGAUGCGACGCCGAGACAGUGGAGCGACUUUGCGAUGAAGUCGGUGUUCAAAGAGGGAAGAUCAACCAAGACGCAGACUUCGAUGUUCGCACAGGCGCUGAACUUGCUCUUCUCUUCCCCUUUCCCCCCAGCGUCGCUCCAGCCUCGGACACGGACGAUUUCAUCUUCCAUCAAGAGGCCAAAACCUCACAAAGACCAGAGGAAGUUGACUGGCAGGCAAUGCUGUCAGGCGAAGACGCUACGCAGACAUCACUCGGAUACCCCAACCAAUCCACACACGAGCUUAGCUUUGAUGACAUGACAAUGUUCGGUUCUAAUCCGUGGGCCAAGUCUCCCUCGGGCUAUUCGAGUAUUGGCGUCAGCGAGCUAGGUGACCGCGCUUUCUUCCCUGAUGCUGUUAGUUAUGGCGUUCCUGAGAGUACGUCGGGAUUCGAGGGGUCUGAGGGCAUCCGCAGGUUCAUAGCGGAGUGUGAUCAGGCUGCUGCCCGUUAG
Molecule: messenger RNA, 1362 nt
Organism: Aspergillus mulundensis
Lineage: Eukaryota; Fungi; Ascomycota; Eurotiomycetes; Eurotiales; Aspergillaceae
Exons: 2
Coding region: 1-1362 (453 amino acids)
Biological process (GO): proteasome assembly
Molecular function (GO): proteasome binding
Source: RefSeq, a predicted model, not a curated record